Molecule: messenger RNA, 1485 nt
Organism: Trichoderma asperellum CBS 433.97
Lineage: Eukaryota; Fungi; Ascomycota; Sordariomycetes; Hypocreales; Hypocreaceae
Molecular function (GO): ATP binding; ATP hydrolysis activity
Source: RefSeq, a predicted model, not a curated record
AAGAAGCCGAGAAAAGACGACGCUGGGCGCUAGAAAACUUCGCCAGUGGGGUUGUCAUUACUGGGUAUUUGAAGCGGUAGCAAAUCUGUUAGGUAGACUCACUCUUCUCUCUUUGUUACUCUUACAUACACACAUCAUAUCAUAUCAUAUCAUAUCAUACCCCAUAUCUUCCAUCACCUCAUUCAUUGCAAAACCACCGGUAAACCGCCAACAUGCCGACUCAGCAGCAGAAUCCACCUCAAAUCGUGACCCGGAGUCUUUCCUACACCUUUCCGGACUUUUCCACAGGCGUACAGGACAUCUCUCUUGAUCUGCCUCCACGCUCACGAACUCUUCUGAUUGGUGCCAACGGUGCCGGCAAGACGACCCUUUUGCGUCUUCUGGCUGGAAAGCGCCUGGCCCCGGGAGAUGCCAUUUCCAUCUGUGGCGUCGAUCCCUUCAAAGAGGGCCUCGAAGGCGUCACAUACCUCGGUCUCGAGUGGGUGCUAAACCCCAUCGUACGCAACGAUAUUGGCGUCGUAGAGUUGCUUCGAUCUGUUGGCGGUGAUGCUUACCCUGAGCGCCGUGACGAGCUGGUCGACAUGCUUGAUAUCGACAUCAACUGGCGGAUGCAUGCCGUAUCCGACGGUGAGCGUCGCAGAGUCCAGCUGGCUAUGGGUCUUCUGCGUCCCUGGACCGUGCUCUUCUUGGAUGAGAUCACUGUCGACCUUGAUGUUUUGACUCGCUAUGAGUUCCUUGCCUGGCUGAAGCGGGAGACGGAGAACCGGGAGUGCACCAUCGUUUAUGCCACCCACAUCUUGGAUAACUUGGCUGGCUGGCCUACCCACCUCGUCCACAUGCAUCUCGGCACUGUCAAGGAGUGGGACACUGCUGAAAACAUGCUGCAGGCCGUUGAUUCGACUGUUGGGCCCACUGGCAACAGCCGUCUCGGAGAGUUGGUCAUGGGUUGGUUGAGGGACGACCUGAAGGAGAGAGGGCCGAGAAGCCAGGUAAACCGAGCUCCUGAAGGCAAAACUUAUGGUUUUGGUGCUAUCAAGAUUGGAGGAUAUGGCGAUGAGUCCAAGCAAAGGGAGAACUAAGAGAACAUUGCUUAAAGCACGAGUUUUCUCAAUCCACGGAGAAACAUUUCUUUGGAGGUGAUGCCUUCAACGGCUUAUCGGACGAUGCAUGAGGCUGAUCUUUCUUUUGUUGUCAUAAACGGUCGGUGAGCACAGCAUUCAACGGUGCAUGGCGUUGGCUAUUUGGCGGAGGGGCAGGCCUCAACUCUGCCUUCACAGCCGGAUUCUAGUUUCAUUCUGUUUUCAACACUCUGGGAUGGGAUAGCUGAUGGAUAAAUCGCAUUUACUUCUCUUUUUCUUUUCUCUCAUCCUCUUUCUGCUUGUUUCUUUUUUUGAUGAUACCCUGAAUUUCAACCGAUGGGAUAUAGGCAGCUGGUCUGUUUCAACUAGACCUAAUCAAUAUAUAGCCACCAUAAGAAGUUGCAAU